AUGUCCGCGCAAGUACCACGUGGGUCGCAGAGCACUGACGAAGGUCUGAUCUCGCAGGUUGUAGAGAGGUUCGGGAAGUUUCACACUGUGCUCGCGCCCGGGCUCAACCUCAUCAUCCCCUUCGUUGAUCAGAUCGCCUACGUACACUCCCUCAAGGAGGAGGCCCUUACCAUCCCCAACCAGACAGCCAUCACCUCCGACAACGUGACCCUCCAGAUCGACGGGGUCCUCUACAUCCGCAUUGUGGAUGCGUACAAGGCUUCCUACGGGGUGAGAGAUGCUUGGUUCGCCAUUUCCCAGCUGGCUCAGACGACCAUGAGAUCUGAGAUCGGCAAGAUUUCCCUCGACCAGACGUUCAAGGAUCGCGAGACCCUCAACCUAAAUGUUGUGCGCAACAUCCAAGCUGCUUCAGAGUCAUGGGGGGUGGAAUGCAUGAGGUAUGAAAUCCGCGACAUCCAGGCUCCCAGGAAGAUCAAGGAGGCCAUGGACCAGCAGGCUGAGGCAGAGAGGAGGAAACGUGCACACAUCCUCGACUCCGAGGCAGAGCAGUUCUCAGAGAUCAACAUCGCGGAGGGAAGGAAGAGAGCACAGGUGCUGGCGUCGGAGGGAGAGUAUCAGGAGAGAGUGAAUCAAGCUAGAGGAGAGGCUGAGGCCAUCCUAGUCGUUGCGGACGCGACAGCAAAGAGUAUCGAGAGACUCGCUGGUGCCAUCCAAGUGGCUGGAGGAAAAGACGCUGUAGCUCUCAAGAUCGCCGAGAAGUAUCUGGAGGGCUUCAGCAAGGUGGCAAAGGAGAGCACUACAGUGCUCCUUCCUGCCAACCCUGCGGACCCUUCCUCCAUGAUCGGCGCCGCCAUGGGAGUGUACGAGAGCAUGCAGAGGUCGAGGAAGACGCUUGCGGAGGGGUCGGGGUCUCUCAUCACUCCAGAGAAGUUGAACGCCCUGAAAGAGCAGAUCCUGCAGGAUACGGAGGAGAAGAAGUAG
Molecule: messenger RNA, 981 nt
Organism: Guillardia theta CCMP2712
Lineage: Eukaryota; Cryptophyceae; Pyrenomonadales; Geminigeraceae
Exons: 8
Coding region: 1-981 (326 amino acids)
Cellular component (GO): membrane
Source: RefSeq, a predicted model, not a curated record